CCCUUGGACGUCGUUUUCACAUUUUGCAAUAUUAUUUCGGAAUAUUCAUGAAACUGGAAUAUCCAAAGAAAAAAAUUACACAUGACAUAGUAAAUUUUAUUUUAAAUGAUUGAAACCAGACUUAUACAGUUUAUAAUCUCAUAAACGCACAUAAUUCUGUAGCUAGUUUUGAUCCUUUUGGAUUUGAAACCCUUAGACCACCUCCAUUGGAGGCUCUAACAAAGUGGUUCUUAUAAAAAACACAAAAAAAGUAAAUCAAAAAUGCAUUAAAAGAUCAAAACCGGUGUUAAACAUGGGAUUUUAAGAAUCACUAAACAACCCAUACGUGGCCAUUUUGUAUUGGCUAUCCAAGGGAAAAAAAAUUCCCAUCUCUCUCUCUCUUCUUCGUCGGUUGUUCUUUCUCUCUUCUUCUUUCUCUGUUCGUCGUGCUGCUGAUGGAAGCGCUUAAUUUUGAGAAAUGGUAUUGCUUUCACCUCUCUCCUAAACUCUUAAUUUUUUUUGAUUUGUGGAUUUGAGUUUUCUUAUGGUUCAAUAUAGGAGUUGAUACUCUGUUUUGCGUUCUAGUGAGGAAUGUGGAGUUAUGAUCGCGAUUGCUCUGUUUGAUAUGCACGAGGGCGGAGAGAAACGAAGCGAAGUGAAGAGAUUCAAGUGCGUUUCGAGGGAGGGGAUUUACUUGCGGAGGCUGGAGUGAUUCAUUUAUGUUGUUGUUGUUGUUGUUGUCUAGGGAGGGGAUUAACCUCCGGAGGCUGGAGUGAUUCCAAGAGCUGUUCGUCACAUUUUCGAAACUCUCGAGUCCCAAAAAGCUGACUACAGUAUGAAAGUCACGUUCUUGGAGCUGUACAACGAAGAAGUCACAGACCUGUUAGCUCAAGAAGACUCUUCAAGAUCUUCUUCUGACGAUAAGCAGAAGAAGCAUGUUUCUCUGAUGGAAGACGGGAAAGGCUGUGUGGUUCUACGCGGUCUCGAGGAAGAAGUUGUGUACAGUGCUAACGAUAUAUACGCUCUUCUCGAACGAGGCUCAUCAAAAAGACGCACGGCGGAUACGUUGUUGAAUAAAAGAAGCAGCCGCUCUCAUUCUGUUUUUACCAUCACGGUGCAUAUUAAGGAAGAGUCUAUGGGAGAUGAGGAGUUGAUCAAAUGUGGGAAGCUUAACCUUGUGGAUCUAGCGGGCUCCGAGAAUAUUUUUCGGUCAGGGUCGAGGGAUGGUAGGGCGAGAGAAGCUGGGGAGAUUAACAAGAGCUUGCUUACGCUGGGGCGUGUGAUCAAUGCGCUUGUGGAACAUUCUUCCCAUAUACCUUACAGGGAUAGUGAGCUGACAAGGCUUUUACAAGACUCUCUAGGAGGGAAGACAAAGACUUGUAUCAUUGCUACAAUCUCACCAUCUGCUCAUUCCUUGGAAGAAACUUUAAGCACUUUGGAUUAUGCCUAUCGUGCCAAGAACAUUAAGAACAAACCUGAGGCAAACCAGAAGUUAACCAAAGCUGUGUUGCUUAAAUACCUUUACUUGGAGCUUGAGAGAACAAAAAAAGAUGUAAGAGCGGCAAGGGAUAGAAAAGCUUUACACACAUUACUUUCUCAUGUAUAUCAUCAGAUGAGCUAGUAGAUUUCCAAUACUGCUUCAACCAUUUUCAGUUACAUCUACAACCAAGCUCACACCAACACCUUGCAAUUCAAUUUCUCUUUGCCUAUGUAUGAUUUUCUUUCAU
Molecule: messenger RNA, 1706 nt
Organism: Brassica napus (rape)
Lineage: Eukaryota; Viridiplantae; Streptophyta; Magnoliopsida; Brassicales; Brassicaceae
Product: kinesin-like protein KIN-5B
Exons: 4
Coding region: 815-1600 (261 amino acids)
Biological process (GO): microtubule-based movement
Molecular function (GO): ATP binding; microtubule binding; plus-end-directed microtubule motor activity
Source: RefSeq, a predicted model, not a curated record